This is a messenger RNA of Aspergillus nomiae NRRL 13137, 1692 nucleotides long. Its product is annotated as acid phosphatase DET1. The record is from RefSeq and is a predicted model, not a curated record. The transcript has 2 exons. Gene Ontology annotation, molecular function: phosphatase activity. NCBI's taxonomy places the organism in Eukaryota, Fungi, Ascomycota, Eurotiomycetes, Eurotiales, Aspergillaceae. The coding region runs from base 1 to 1692 and encodes 563 amino acids.
AUGGGGAAACCGCGGAUGAUCAUUUUGAUCCGCCAUGCCCAGUCAGAAGGCAACAAGAAUCGCGAAAUCCACCAGACCAUUCCCGAUCAUCGGGUAAAACUCACUGCGGAAGGGCAUCGACAAGCCCAUGAGGCCGGCUCCACACUGCGCGCCCUCUUGCGACCCGAUGACACGAUCCAUUUCUUCACAUCACCAUAUCGCAGAACCAGAGAAACUACGGAAGGAAUCCUUCAGUCGCUAACCUCUGAUUCUCCGUCUCCGUCGCCUUUCCCCAGACACACCAUCAAGGUAUACGAAGAACCUCGUCUGCGCGAGCAGGAUUUCGGUAACUUCCAGCCAUGCUCUGCUGAAAUGGAGCGCAUGUGGCUGGAGAGGGCGGAUUAUGGACACUUCUUCUACCGGAUCCCGAACGGUGAGUCGGCUGCUGAUGCCUAUGACCGGAUAAGCGGUUUCAACGAGUCACUGUGGCGACUUUUCGGAGAAAACGAUUUUGCCAGUGUCUGUGUUUUGGUCACCCAUGGUCUGAUGACCAGAGUCUUUCUCAUGAAAUGGUACCACUGGAGCGUCGAGUACUUUGAAGACCUACGGAACAUCAACCACUGCGAAUUCGUAAUCAUGAAACUCAAUGAAGAUAAUGGGAAGUAUGUGCUGCAGAACCAGCUCCGCACAUGGUCAGAGUUGAGGAAGGAGAAGGAGCUGGAGAGACAGCGAGAUCGGGUUGUGAAUGCAGUCCCUCCAGCGGUGCCACCAUCUGAAUCACUCGUGCCCAUCCGGCGUAAAUGGGGCGGUUGUCCGGACGGGUGUAACCAUGGCAUUCGCAGGAAGGGCUCGACGCGGUCCAACCGAACGACUGGAAUGGACCUUGCCCGGAAUACCCUUGAUGCACAGCACAGAAAGGCCCACGACUCCAUUCAUACUCAUAACCAGCCAGCACAAGAAAGCAACAAAAGUAAAGGGCCCUCAACGGAUGUGAAAGCGCAGGUUGAGGGGCAAUUUAUAACAGCGCCUGAACCAGCGCUUGGAGACAGGUCCAAAGAAGCAAGAUUCUUCACCAAUAUUAUUCCUGCUCCUGCUCCACAAUACGGAGAUUUCCCUAAUCCCCAGCCCACUCGAUCCGACUUUCCGCCAAACGAACCCAACAGCAAUGAUCAAGAGAGCAACUCCAACAACGCAACCACCAGGGCAAGUCCCAUCCCCAAGCGUCCAGACCUAUCCAGGCUUCACCGCGACAGCGAGGACCACCUCCUGCACCCCCCGCGAUCAAACUAUGCCCUCCUCCACCUCAGUGGCCGCGACGGAGGCGGCACAUUAAGCGGAGCCAACAGUGUCGCACCAUCAGAAGACGAGCGCGAGGACAAGCCCCCUAAACCCACCACCCACCAACCAAAGCCCUCCCACGACCUAGGCAACGACGGCGAUGACGAGGGCAGCGGUACACAGGCACAACGUCUCCGGCGCUCACGCUCUCACCACACCAGCCACCGUCACAACCAUCCCCCCACCCCAGGCAGACGACACCUAUCCAAGAAACCCCCCAACGGCUACCCAGACAAAGACCGAAACCUAGACAGCGACCACCCAGACUCCUCAAUCGACCACGAAGAAGACCCAGACCCAGAAUACCACGAACCCAACGACGACCUCGAAGCCGCAAGACGAGAAGACCAAAGUGUCAGAGGAAGCGUCUACUAA